Rattus rattus (black rat) is the source of this 2016-nucleotide messenger RNA. RefSeq names its product tribbles pseudokinase 3 (gene Trib3). Gene Ontology annotation, cellular component: nucleus. Lineage: Eukaryota; Metazoa; Chordata; Mammalia; Rodentia; Muridae. Gene Ontology annotation, biological process: positive regulation of proteasomal ubiquitin-dependent protein catabolic process; regulation of MAP kinase activity; protein phosphorylation. Gene Ontology annotation, molecular function: mitogen-activated protein kinase kinase binding; protein kinase activity; ATP binding. The coding region runs from base 170 to 1219 and encodes 349 amino acids. The record is from RefSeq and is a predicted model, not a curated record. The transcript has 4 exons.
UCGGAGCCGGCGUCCCGGUGCCGCAGCACUUUAGCAGCAGAAGCCGCUGCUGUUGAGUACGUGACGGCUGGGGUCUGGCACGGGCGUGCUGGGACUCCGAGAUAGGCUCAGUGAGGCUGGCGGCGGUCCACGGGCGCGGGCGCAGGCGGCUCUGAGACCCCAGGACAAGAUGCGAGCCACAUCUCUGGCUGCUUCUGCCGAUGUUCCCUGCAGGAAGAAACCGUUGGAGUUUGAUGACAACAUUGAUGUCGAGUGUCCAGUCUUAAAACGAGUGAGAGAUGAGCCUGAGCCUGGACCAACCCCCAGCCUACCUCCGGCCUCAGACUUGUCACCUGCUGUGGCCCCUGCAACCCGGCUGGGGCCCUAUAUCCUUUUGGAACGAGAGCAAGGCAACUGCACCUAUCGGGCCCUGCACUGCCCUACAGGCACAGAGUACACCUGCAAGGUGUAUCCCGCCAGCGAGGCCCAGGCGGUGCUGGCACCCUAUGCACGACUGCCUACCCACCAGCACGUGGCCCGUCCCACAGAGGUCCUGCUGGGCUCUCAGCUCCUAUACACCUUUUUCACGAAGACCCAUGGGGACUUGCACAGUCUGGUGCGCAGCCGCCGCGGUAUCCCCGAGCCCGAGGCUGCCGCGCUUUUCCGACAGAUGGCUGGUGCGGUGGCACACUGCCACAAGCACGGGCUCGUCUUGCGCGACCUCAAGUUGCGUCGAUUUGUCUUCAGCAACUGUGAGAGGACGAAGCUGGUGCUGGAGAACCUGGAGGAUGCCUGUGUGAUGACUGGACCAGACGACUCUCUGUGGGACAAGCACGCGUGCCCUGCCUAUGUGGGACCAGAGAUACUCAGCUCCCGGCCAUCCUACUCCGGCAGAGCGGCUGAUGUCUGGAGCCUGGGCGUGGCGCUCUUCACCAUGCUGGCUGGCCGAUACCCGUUCCAGGACUCUGAACCAGCCCUGCUCUUUGGCAAGAUCCGUAGAGGGACCUUUGCCCUGCCCGAGGGCCUAUCAGCCUCUGCUCGAUGCCUCAUCCGCUGUCUCCUCCGCAGGGAGCCUUCAGAGCGACUUGUGGCCCUGGGAAUCCUGCUGCAUCCCUGGUUGAGGGAGGAUCGCAGCCAAGUCUCUCCUCCACGGUCUGACCGAAGGGAGGUGGACCAGGUUGUCCCAGAUGGGCCACAGCUGGAGGAGGCAGAGGAAGGGGAGGUGGGGCUGUAUGGCUAGAGCCACCUUAACUGGCCCUUCAGCUCCAAGGUGUGAGUUGAGUACCGGUGUCUCAGCUUUCGCCUGCCUUUUUGGGCCAAGCUAAACUGUAAGUGCCUUUCUGGAGGAAGAAACAGCCAUUGUGCUUCAUGCAUUCCUGUGCACAGUGGGGUGAUGCUGUCUGGAUGACAAGCCCUGUUCUAGGUGCUGUGAACAGCAAAGAAAAAAAAAAGAGGGAGAAGCAUACCUUGCUGGCCGAGUUGCCACAGUGCCACAUGCUCCCAGGCCAGCAUCUACCCUCUGCCCGGGGCAUAUUUCAUACCAGGGCUGGCCUUCUCUGGUCUGGUGCUAGGCUUCUAUUCAUGGGACAGUCCCUUUCAUCAGUGCCCCAGCUGCCUUCUGUCUUGUGCCUUUAAACAAAGGGAACAUCUCUGUGCCAAAGACCAAAGUCCCCAUUCACCCUGUGCCUUGGGGCCACAAGUGAGGCCAGGCUGGGAUUGUGGCCUCCGGGCAGGAGAACCUGCUUAAAGACCUGGCUCUGGACUCAAGCCAAAAGGAUGAGACUCCAAUAAAGAGGCAUCUGACUCAAGGAAUGGUCUGGAAUGAGGAUCCAGGUCUGUCUACCCUGGUAGCCUCCAGCUGGAGCAUCAAAGUUGGAGGGGGAAGGACCAGGCAGAGACUGUCCUAUUGCCAUAUAGAGUCUCAGGCCCUGCUCUUGGGAUUCUUAGUACCCAGGACUGCUGUCAGUUUGAUGACUUUGGUUUGGUUGAGUAUGUAUUUUCACCAUGUGCCCAAUAAAAGAGAGCUGUGUGGUUUUA